AUGGCGCAGACGGCAGCACUUGUCAAUGAAUACACUUUGCCGCAGGUUUUUAGCAACAAGACUUCGGCGCCGAGCCGAAUGACGAUCAGAGAGUACAAGAAGAUUGGUGAAGGAGCAUUUGGAACGGUGGUCGAGGCGGUGUUGCGCUACGAAGAUGGCGGGGUUCUCUCGGAGCAGAAUAGCAGCAGCAAACUGGGGGCUAGCAACAAAAACCUCAACAAUGGCGGUGCAACCACAAGCAAAGACGAAUGGUUGGGACCAUUUGCCAUUAAGCGAGUGCCCGCUCAAACAGAAUACAAAUCAAGGGAACUUGAAAUCUUGCGCGUGGUCCAGCACCCAAACAUUGUCAGCUUGAGGUUCUUUUUCGACAAAAAAAGCUCGUCCGAUAACAAAAUCUACCAAAACUUGGUGAUGGAAUGCUUACCGUCCAACCUCCAAACAGAGAUUAAGUUUUACCGACAAUCGAAAUAUACCAUCCCUUACCCACAUAUGAAAGCCUACACUUUCCAGUUGGGAAGAGCCAUGUUGUAUUUGCACGGGUUUGGAAUAAGCCAUCGAGACAUCAAACCUUCGAAUAUCCUUGUUGACCCCAACACGAUCAGAUUGAAGAUAUGCGAUUUUGGAUCCGCCAAGAAACUCGAACCGAAUCAACCCUCGGUGAGCUAUAUAUGCUCGAGAUAUUAUCGAGCCCCCGAAUUGAUUGUUGGUUGCUCUUUAUACACCACCAAGAUUGAUAUAUGGGGGUUGGGCUGUGUUGUUGCCGAGAUGUUUUUGGGGAAACCGAUUUUCCAAGGUCUGUCGCCGGAAUCGCAACUCAAGGAAAUUGCCAAAUUGUUGGGUCCACCACCAAACACUUUUUUCUUCAAGAGCAAUCCGCAAUAUCGUGGCAACAUGUAUACAACGAAACUAUUCAGCUGCACCAUUGAAGAAAGAUUUAGACAGAUUUUCAGUAAUUCGCCUGCGGAUGCAAUUGAUUUGUUGAUGAAAAUCUUGGUUUACGAUCCUGAACAACGAGCAAGCCCAAAGAGAGUUAUGGCACAUGCAUUUUUUGAUGAAUUGAAAAGUAGAGAAUUUAAAGUAUACCCGAGAGGUUCUUCGACCCCGAUUGAACUCCAAUUGUUUAACUUUAGUGAUUUUGAAUUGGGGUUAUUGGGUCCAUACAAAGAUGAACUAAAGAUACAUUGA
Lodderomyces beijingensis is the source of this 1185-nucleotide messenger RNA. Lineage: Eukaryota; Fungi; Ascomycota; Pichiomycetes; Serinales; Debaryomycetaceae. The record is from the annotation of a GenBank genome assembly.